UGCGCCUCCCUCUAUAUAAAGAGAGUAAAAGCAUGGCUGGACCUGGUGGGUCUAACCCAGUGACAGGCAGUUUUUCCGUCCCUUUCUCUCGCCAAGUUUAAAUCCCAUCUUCGUUUCCCUUUCUCUUUUCUCUUUUCGUCAACUUUCCUCUCCUCUGCGUUUGCUAAUACGGGAGUAAACAUGGGAACCAACUUGCAAGCAGUCGUGUUAUCUCUGUUUAUUUCGACCAUGUUGUUUUCUCUGGUCACCUCUGCUUCCAACAAUGGCUUUGUUAGGAUUGGCUUGAAAAAGAUGAAACUGGACAAAAACAACCGGUUGGCCUCACGGCUUGAGUCUAAGGAGGCAGAGUCUUUAAGAGCUUCUACAAGGAAGUAUCAUAUCCCUAACAAUCUCGGUGACUCUGAGGACACAGACAUUGUUGUUUUAAAGAACUACUUGGAUGCUCAGUACUAUGGUGAGAUUGGUAUCGGUACUCCCCCUCAGAAUUUCACUGUAAUUUUUGACACUGGCAGCUCUAAUCUGUGGGUGCCAUCAUCUAAGUGCUAUCUCUCGGUGCCAUGUUUUUUCCAUGCUAAGUACAAAUCAAGCUAUUCGAGCACCUACAAGAAAAAUGGGACAUCUGCUGCAAUCCAAUAUGGUAGUGGAGCAAUUUCUGGUUUCUUUAGCUAUGACGAAGUCAAAGUUGGUGACCGAGUUGUGAAGGAUCAGGAAUUUAUUGAGGCAACUAGAGAGCCUAGUAUUACUUUUUUAGUGGCAAAGUUUGAUGGUAUAUUAGGACUUGGAUUUCAAGAGAUUUCAGUUGGGAAUUCUGUUCCUCUGUGGUACAACAUGGUUGAACAGGGUCUUGUUCAAGAACAAGUCUUUUCAUUCUGGCUCAACCGUAAAGCAGAGGACGAAGAAGGGGGUGAAAUUGUCUUUGGUGGUGUAGAUCCAAAUCAUUACAAGGGCGAGCACACUUAUGUUCCUGUGACACGCAAAGGUUAUUGGCAGUUUGACAUGGGUGAUGUUCUUAUCAGUGAUAAACCUACCGGAUAUUGUGCUGGUGGUUGUUCAGCUAUUGCAGAUUCUGGCACUUCCCUGCUGGCAGGUCCAACGACUGUGAUUACUAUGAUAAAUCAAGCAAUUGGAGCUUCUGGAGUUGUUAGUCAGCAAUGCAAGACAGUUGUUGAGCAGUAUGGACAAUCAAUUAUUGAUUUGCUUGUAGCUGAGGUAAACCCAAUGAAGAUCUGCUCUCGGAUUGGAUUGUGCACCUUCGAUGGUUCCCAUGGUGUCAGUAUGGGCAUUGAGAGUGUCGUGGAUCAGAGCAGUGGUAAAGUGUCUCAUGGAAUUCAUGAUGCCAUGUGUCCUGCUUGUGAGAUGGCUGUUGUAUGGAUGCAAAACCAGAUAAAGCAGAAUCAGACGCAAGAUCACAUCUUGGACUAUGUCAAUGAGCUUUGUAACCGGAUGCCAAGCCCUAUGGGAGAGUCUGCUGUGGACUGUGGGCGUGUUUCUUCCAUGCCGAGUGUUUCCUUCACAAUUGGCAGAAAGAUUUUUAAGCUUUCCCCUCAAGAGUACAUACUUAAGGUGGGUGAGGGUUCUGCUGCUCAGUGCAUCAGCGGCUUUACGGCUUUGGAUGUUCCUCCUCCUCGUGGACCUCUCUGGAUCCUGGGGGAUGUCUUCAUGGGUCGCUACCAUACCGUCUUUGAUUAUGGCAAACUGAGAGUUGGAUUUGCAGAGGCAGCAUGAAGAAGCUACUCCUGGCUAUCAUCUUUUCAUUCCCUGUUUAAUGUCUGCCUUCCAUAAGCUUGACAAACUGAAUUGAUGGAAUGUUAAGGUGCUUGUAUAUAUAUUCGCUUGUGUAUUUGAAUGGUUUAAUAUGUUUGUCAUGGAAUUUCAUAAUAUCGUUUUGUUGAUC
Messenger RNA from Carya illinoinensis, 1894 nucleotides. Its product is annotated as aspartic proteinase-like. The coding region runs from base 181 to 1725 and encodes 514 amino acids. Gene Ontology annotation, molecular function: aspartic-type endopeptidase activity. Lineage: Eukaryota; Viridiplantae; Streptophyta; Magnoliopsida; Fagales; Juglandaceae. The record is from RefSeq and is a predicted model, not a curated record. The transcript has 14 exons. Gene Ontology annotation, biological process: lipid metabolic process; proteolysis.